GGGCUGGGCGACGUGGCCGAGGUGCGGAAGAGCUUCAACCGGCAUCUGCACUUCACGCUGGUCAAGGACCGCAAUGUGGCCACUCCGCGCGACUACUUCUUCGCGCUGGCGCACACGGUGCGCGACCACCUGGUGGGCCGCUGGAUCCGCACGCAGCAGCACUACUACGAGCGUGACCCCAAGCGUAUCUAUUACCUUUCCCUGGAGUUCUACAUGGGCCGCACGCUUCAGAACACCAUGGUGAACCUGGGCCUCCAGAACGCAUGUGAUGAAGCCAUCUAUCAGCUGGGGCUGGACUUGGAAGAGCUGGAGGAGAUAGAAGAGGACGCCGGCCUGGGGAACGGAGGCCUGGGCCGCCUGGCUGCCUGUUUCCUCGAUUCAAUGGCCACCCUGGGUCUGGCAGCUUAUGGCUAUGGGAUCCGCUACGAGUUUGGGAUUUUCAACCAGAAGAUCGUCGAUGGCUGGCAGAUGGAAGAGGCAGAUGACUGGCUGCGCUAUGGCAACCCCUGGGAGAAGGCCCGGCCUGAGUACAUGCUGCCUGUGCAUUUCUAUGGGCGUGUGGAGCACACGGCCGAGGGUGUGCGGUGGCUGGACACACAGGUGGUGCUGGCCAUGCCCUAUGACACCCCAGUGCCUGGCUACAAGAAUAACACGGUCAACACCAUGAGGCUCUGGUCCGCCAAGGCACCCAGCGACUUCAAACUGCAGGACUUCAAUGUCGGGGACUAUGUCCAAGCCGUCCUGGACCGGAACCUGGCGGAGAACAUCUCCAGGGUGCUGUACCCCAAUGACAACUUCUUUGAGGGCAAGGAGCUGCGGCUGAAGCAGGAGUACUUCGUGGUGGCUGCCACACUGCAGGACAUCAUCCGCCGCUUCAAGUCCUCUAAGUUUGGCUGCCGUGACCCUGUGAGGACCAGUUUUGAGACUUUCCCGGACAAGGUGGCCAUCCAGCUGAAUGACACCCACCCAGCCCUUUCCAUCCCCGAGCUUAUGCGGAUCCUGGUGGACGUGGAGAAGGUGGAUUGGGACAAGGCCUGGGAGAUCACCAAGAAGACCUGCGCAUACACUAACCACACAGUGCUGCCUGAGGCCUUGGAGCGCUGGCCAGUGUCCCUGUUUGAGAAGCUGCUGCCACGGCACUUAGACAUCAUCUAUGCCAUAAACCAGAGGCACCUGGAUCAUGUGGCUGCCCUGUUUCCUGGGGAUGUGGACCGCCUGAGGAGGAUGUCUGUGAUCGAGGAGGGUGACUGCAAGAGGAUCAACAUGGCCCACCUGUGUGUGAUCGGGUCGCAUGCAGUGAAUGGCGUGGCACGCAUCCACUCUGAGAUCGUGAAGCAGUCUGUCUUCAAGGAUUUCUAUGAGCUGGAACCAGAGAAGUUCCAGAACAAGACCAACGGCAUCACCCCUCGUCGGUGGCUGUUGCUGUGCAACCCAGGGCUUGCAGAGGUCCUUGUGGAGAGAAUUGGGGAGAGCUUCGUCACGGACCUCAGCCAGCUACGCAAGCUGCUACCACUGGUCAGCGAUGAGGCCUUCAUCAGGGAUGUGGCCCAGGUCAAGCAGGAAAAUAAGCUGAAGUUUGCUGCCCUCCUGGAGAAGGAGUACAAGGUGAAGAUCAACCCCUCCUCCAUGUUUGACGUGCAUGUGAAGCGCAUCCACGAGUACAAGCGGCAGCUGCUCAACUGUCUGCACAUCAUCACCCUCUACAACCGAAUAAAGAAAGACCCAGCUAAGGCCUUUGUACCCCGGACUGUGAUGAUUGGGGGCAAGGCAGCUCCUGGCUACCACAUGGCCAAGAUGAUCAUCAAGCUGAUCACGUCUAUCGGCAGUGUUGUCAAUCAUGAUCCAGUUGUGGGUGACAAACUUCGAGUGAUCUUUCUAGAGAACUACCGCGUGUCCCUGGCCGAGAAAGUGAUCCCAGCUGCCGACCUGUCACAGCAGAUCUCCACUGCAGGCACCGAGGCCUCAGGCACUGGCAACAUGAAGUUCAUGCUCAACGGGGCACUCACCAUUGGCACCAUGGAUGGUGCCAAUGUGGAGAUGGCUGAGGAGGCAGGCACGGAGAACCUCUUCAUCUUCGGUCUGCGGGUAGAGGAGGUCGAGGCCCUGGACCGAAAAGGGUAUAAUGCCAGAGAGUACUACGAGCGCCUGCCUGAGCUAAGGCAGGCCAUGGACCAGAUCAGCAGCGGCUUCUUUUCCCCCAAGGACCCAGAGUGCUUCAAGGACGUGGUCAACAUGCUGAUGUACCAUGACAGGUUCAAGGUGUUCGCAGACUAUGAAGCCUAUGUGCAAUGCCAGGCGCGGGUGGAGCAGCUGUACCAGAACCCCAAGGAGUGGACCAAAAAGGUCAUCAGGAACAUCGCUUGCUCGGGCAAGUUUUCUAGUGACCGAACCAUCACUGAGUAUGCGAGGGACAUCUGGGGUGUGGAGCCCUCUGAUCUGCAAAUCCCACCCCCCAACAUCCCUAAGGACUAGGUGCCCCUCAAGGUGGGGCCGAGGGCUUUUGUUGGGCUGAGUUUGCACAUCAUGCCAACAUUUAAGCACUUUGCCAGCAGUCAGAGGUCCCUGCUUUUCUCCAUGCUGUGUUCCCUAGAGGGGCUAAGGGGUGGUUUUGA
Fukomys damarensis (Damara mole-rat) is the source of this 2612-nucleotide messenger RNA. It is a transcript of the gene Pygb, whose product is annotated as glycogen phosphorylase B. Gene Ontology annotation, molecular function: glycogen phosphorylase activity; pyridoxal phosphate binding. The record is from RefSeq and is a predicted model, not a curated record. Gene Ontology annotation, biological process: glycogen catabolic process. NCBI's taxonomy places the organism in Eukaryota, Metazoa, Chordata, Mammalia, Rodentia, Bathyergidae. The transcript has 20 exons. Gene Ontology annotation, cellular component: cytoplasm. The annotation marks the transcript as partial.